Molecule: messenger RNA, 543 nt
Organism: Linum tenue
Lineage: Eukaryota; Viridiplantae; Streptophyta; Magnoliopsida; Malpighiales; Linaceae
Source: the annotation of a GenBank genome assembly
AUGGCCAUGAAGAGAAGUAUAGAAACGGCAGAGCUAGAGACACUAGACAUGGCGAAAUGUCUAAUCUACCUAUCUCAUAGCUUCCGCUCCGUCACUUCCAAUUCCAAUCCCUCCUCCGCCGCCGGCGGCGACGCCUUCGAAUGCAAGACGUGUAACCGGAGGUUUUCUUCCUUCCAGGCGCUGGGCGGACACCGGGCCAGCCACAAGAGGCCCAAGAUUGCUUUACUCGGCUUAGAAAAGUUGGGCCAGGACGGGCCCAAGGUGCAGACAAAGCCCAAGAUGCACGAAUGCUCGAUCUGCGGGGUGGAGUUCGCGCUGGGCCAGGCUUUGGGCGGUCACAUGCGGAGGCACCGAGCAGCCGCCACCAUGGCCGUGGCGGCUCCUAAGCUGCCGGCGGCGGGGAACUCGAACAAGCUGCUGCCGGUGCUUAGGAGGUCGGGCAGUUGCAAAAGCGUGUUCGGCCUGGAUUUGAACUUGUCGCCGUUGGAGAACGACUUGCAGUACUUGUUUGGCAAGAUGGCGCCCAAUGUUUCCAUUGUUUGA